AUGCACAGCAGCGACCGAGGGGAUCCCUGUGCCCCUGUGCAGGAGUCCAGACUCUGGGUCUGGGCCGAAGAGGGCAAAGUUCCCGUGUUUGGACAGGCUCAGGGGCUGCCCCCGGGGAGCGCGGGGCUGGGCGCGGGGGCGAGCGGGCAACGGACAAACGGACACGGGGACAAACGGCCCCGGAGCUUCAGUUGCAGCGGCAGCAGCGGCAGCAGCGGCAGCAGCAGACAGAGCAGCGAAAGCAGCGACUUUCCUCUCCCGCUCUCCCGUUCCCGCUGUCCCCUCGUCUCCCGCUCUCUCUCUCCCCAUGCCCGGCCGGGCCAUGCCCCCGGCCCGCCCCCGGCCCCGGGCGGGGCUGUCCCGUCCCCGGCCCCGGCCGUCCCGCCGCCGUCUCGCCCCCGCCCGGCUCUUGCCGUGCUGGCGCUGGCGCUGCUGGGCGGGCAUCAGAGCAGUACCGGCUGGGUUCGCUGCUGGGCCGCGGCGGCUUCGGCAGCGUCUUCGCGGCCACGCGGCUCUCGGACGGCGCCCCGGUGGCCAUCAAAAGGGUGCCACGGAACCGCGUCCUGCACUGGGGCGAGCUGCCCGACGGCACCAGCGCACCCCUGGAGGUCGUGCUGCUGGCCAAGGUGUCCACUGGCUUCCCCUGUUGUCGUCCAGCUGCUGGAGUGGCUUGAGCUCCCCAACGACAUCGUCAUGGUGCUGGAGCGCCCAAAGCGGUCUCAGGACCUGCACCAUUUCAUUCGGGCACGGGGGUUCCUGUACGAGGAGGUGGUGCGGGAGCUGUUCCGCCAGGUGCUGGAGGCCGUGCGGCACUGCACCAGCUGCGGGGUCCUCCACAGGGACAUCAAACCAGGGAACAUCCUGGUCGACCUGCCCACCCGGCAGGCCAAAUUGAUCGACUUUGGCUGUGGCACCUACCUCCAAGACACAGCCUACAUUCACUUUGCAGGAACACGGUCAUACAGCCCCCCGGAAUGGACCCACUUUGGCUGGUACUACGGCAAGCCAGCUACCAUCUGGUCCCUGGGCAUCGUGCUGCACCAGAUGGUCUGCGGGGAGCACCCUUUCAGGGGAUGCCAGAACAUCAGCUGGGACCAUCAGCUCUCGCUGCCACAACGGCUCUCUCCAGAGUGCCAAGAUCUGAUCAGGCAGUGUUUAUCCAUGCUGGACAUCGAAAGGCCCUUGUUAGAAGAGCUGUUGUGUGACCCCUGGAUGCAGGACAUUCAUCUGCCCUAGAAGAAGGGAGAGAGCCACAGGAACACUCUGAUGCAGUGCCCUGGGCUCAUCAGAUGGGAACACGCAGCCCUUGUGCUGGAGCGGAGCUGCUCUGCCCAGCACUGGUGGCCGCCAUCCGAGCUGGUUCUGCUUGUCCUUGGUUCCCUGACAGCUGGGGCCCUGGGCAGAACCCUGACAGCCUGGUCUCAGCCCCAGGGAAGGAGAAGGAGCCCCUGGAGAAGCUGUACCAGGUGGGGCUGCUGCUGCUGGAGACAGCGAGGAAGACAUCAAGGAUGACAACCUCUUGCUCCACCUGGUCACCGGCAGGCUGAAGAUGACGGCACUUUGAUUCUGGCACCUUCUCCAAAGCCAGGCUCCACAGGGAAUUUGCAGAUGAGUCCACACGCAGGGGAUGCUCCCAGAUUUGGGCAUUGCACAGCCUGGCCGGGAACACAGCGUUCCCCCUUUGCUGGAGCAGAUGCAGCUGAUCCUUCAGUCGGCUGCCCAGCUGCUUUUGGCAGGGCUGGGGGCUUGGGCUGGGGUGGGUACGAAAUGGGAGUGGGCUCCUGGCCCUGCCAACAGCCCCCACCACCCACCGUGCCCCAGGCUGGGGCUGGGGCUGGGGCAGCCAGCGCGACACAAACCAACCCCCAUGGUGGGAGCAGAGGUGGGACUCCAGAACCUGUGCAGGGGCUGCUUUGAUUUGCAGGCAAGGAAGGGCUUGGGCUGCUCCCCUGCCCUUGUUUGCUUUGGGAUCACUCUUAUUUUGGGGGGCAGUGCAGGGGGAAGGGAGAAAGCCUGGGCUUCCCUCACCCGUGGGUGGGGUUUUCCCUGGCAUGCAGGGGUUGGGCCUUCCUCAAACCCCAGACAGAGAGAAGAUUUUUGACCUUUUUUCUUGCUGCCCCUUUUUGUCUGUAAUCUACUUUCAAUCAUUUCUUGUGUGUUUUUCUAGAGGAAGCGUUCUAGGUGGGGUCCAGUCUGGAUGGGGAAGUGCUUGGGAGCAGCUGCGGCGUGGAUGGGCCGUGCCCUUGGAGAAGGCUGAGGACAUCGUUUGGGACCAGCUUUUCUUCCAGCGGUGGAUGGCGUCAGCCGGGCUCUGCGGGUGCUGAGGCUGCUCUGGGCUCUGCCAGGGCUCUGCUGGAGCUCAGCACCGGGCCAGAAUCAGCCAAAGAAGAAAUGGUGUGCCCUGCAGCACAGACUUGCUUGAGCAUUUCAGCUACACAGCUCAAGUCUGCAGAGUGUACCUCCAAGGGAAAAGAUGCCACCACCCAAAAAAUUAAACUUGUUCAAAAGCU
Molecule: messenger RNA, 2510 nt
Organism: Vidua chalybeata
Lineage: Eukaryota; Metazoa; Chordata; Aves; Passeriformes; Viduidae
Product: serine/threonine-protein kinase PLK3-like
Exons: 9
Coding region: 1-1236 (411 amino acids)
Biological process (GO): protein autophosphorylation
Cellular component (GO): cytoplasm
Molecular function (GO): ATP binding; protein serine/threonine kinase activity
Source: RefSeq, a predicted model, not a curated record